Molecule: messenger RNA, 1257 nt
Organism: Sebastes umbrosus (honeycomb rockfish)
Lineage: Eukaryota; Metazoa; Chordata; Actinopteri; Perciformes; Sebastidae
Gene: alyref
Product: Aly/REF export factor
Exons: 6
Coding region: 120-962 (280 amino acids)
Biological process (GO): mRNA export from nucleus
Cellular component (GO): nucleus
Molecular function (GO): mRNA binding
Source: RefSeq, a predicted model, not a curated record
UGUGUUUUGUCGUCGGAGCAGCAGAGAAGGAGACAAGGAGACAAGGAGAGGAACUCAGUCGAGCCUAGGGGGUUAUUCUUUUACAUCUCAUCACAGUUUAGCAUUAUUGGGGCAGCAUAAUGGCCGAUAAAAUGGAUAUGUCUCUAGACGACAUUAUCAAGCAGAACAGGCAGCAGAGAGGUGGAGGCGGAGGCCGCGGAGGAAGAGGCCGAGGCCGCGGAGGCUCCGGCGGCGGCCGAGGAGGUGGAGGAGGAGGCGGUGGUGGAGGAGGAGGAGGAGGCCCCGGCCGGCUCGGAGGAGGAUUUGGAGGCCGAGGCGGCGGAUCCGGCCCCAUGAGGAGCCGACAGAACCUGAGCCGCGCAAGAGGCAGACCGACGCCGUACAGCAGGCCUAAACAGCUUCCCGAUAAGUGGCAGCAUGACAUGUUUGACAACGGCUUCAGUGGCUUCAGCGGUGGCGCUGGGGGAGGCGGAGGAGCCGGCGUGGAAACUGGAGGGAAGCUCCUCGUCUCCAAUCUCGACUUUGGGGUCUCGGAUGCAGACAUUCAGGAACUUUUUGCUGAAUUUGGGACUCUGAAGAAGGCUGCAGUUCAUUACGACCGAUCGGGAAGAAGCCUCGGAACCGCAGAUGUCCACUUUGAAAGGCGGGCAGAUGCCCACAAGGCCAUGAAACAGUACAAUGGCAUCCCGCUUGAUGGGCGGCCCAUGAACAUACAGCUCGUCACAUCACAGAUUGACACACAGAGACGACCUAUGCAGGGUCUAAACAGAGGUGGUGGAGGAGGCAUGAACAGAAAUCGUGGGGGCGGCUUCAGAGGCAUGCAGAGAGGAGGCCGCGGAGGACGUGGUGCAGGCGGUGGAAGAGGUCGAGGUGGUCGCGGCGGUAAUACUAAACAGCAGCUUUCAGCAGAGGAACUCGACGCCCAGUUAGACGCCUACAAUGCCAGAAUGGACACUAGCUAAGAAAUGAAGAUCCUCCACUUUUGUUGUCCCUUCCUGUCUGCACAGAAGGGUAGUUGUUACAAAUGUGCAGAAUAUUUUACACAUGGUUGUCUUCUGAUGUGAUUGAAAUUUAUUGUUCCAACCUCUUCUUUUAAAUGCCCCGAAGUGUUUUUUACCAGUAUUUUUUUUUUUCUCCUUCUUUUCUGAUGAAAAUGGUUUUGACUGUAGGUAAAUGUGAAUUGGGUUUUCCCGGUUCUUUCCUAUACCUUGUAGUUAAUGACACUUGUAAUAAAACCCACAGUGCAUAUUAACCAAA